Messenger RNA from Diplodia corticola, 786 nucleotides. RefSeq names its product glycoside hydrolase family 61 protein. The transcript has a single exon. Lineage: Eukaryota; Fungi; Ascomycota; Dothideomycetes; Botryosphaeriales; Botryosphaeriaceae. Bases 1 to 786 code for a protein of 261 amino acids. The record is from RefSeq and is a predicted model, not a curated record.
AUGCACGCCUCUACCUCCGUCCUCGCCCUCGGCGCCAUGGCCGCCACCGUUGCCGCCCACGGCCACGUUUCGACCAUCACGGUCAACGGCAAGGCCUUCCAGGGCUACGACCCCAGCUUCGCUUACCAGAGCCCGGUCCCCGAGGUUCCUGGCUGGACGGCCUCCAACCUUGACAACGGCUUUGUCGACCCCAGCUCGUACAGCUCGGACGACAUCAUCUGCCACAAGGAGUCCUCUCCCGGCAAGGCCUACGUCGAGGCCGCGGCGGGCGACAAGCUCGAGAUCCAGUGGAGCACCUGGCCCGACUCGCACCACGGCCCCAUCAUCAACUACAUCGCUGCUUGCGACGGCGAGUGCACCACGGUCGACAAGACGUCGCUCUCGUGGGUCAAGUUCCAGGCCGACGGCCUCGCCUCGGGCAGCAACCCCGGCACCUGGGCCACGGACGACCUGAUCUCCAACAACUUCACCGCCACGGCGACGCUGCCGGCGGGCCUCAAGGCCGGCAACUACGUCGUCCGCCACGAGAUCAUCGCCCUCCACAGCGCCAGCCAGGACAACGGCGCGCAGAACUACCCCCAGUGCUUCAACGUCAAGGUCACGGGCUCGGGCAGCACCGCCGUCUCGGGCGGCACCGCGGCCACGACCUUCUACAAGUCGGAUGACGCUGGCAUCAAGUUCAACCUCUACGCGGCCUUCAGCGACUACCCCAUGCCCGGCCCCGAGCUCUGGAGCGCCGCUGCCGCCAAGGUCCGCCGUCACGUCCGUGACUUCUUCUCCGCUUAA